AUGGUUACGACCACAAUUAACGUGGAAACUGAUGUCCGACGUCGGUACAAUCGACGAGUACUUUUUUGCAUUCGAAUUAAGGGAGCUGCCUUGUUACUUGGUUUUUGGGAUCUAUUGAUUCAUUCGGCAGCACUAUGUGCGUUGAUUUUCAUGUUUGGCCGAACAUCGCAAUCGAUGCAUAUGCUCCCAUCAGCUAGUAAUGAAGUGUCUCAUCAACUGCCCAUGACGCUGGUUGAUCCUCACGAACAUCCAGUAAAACGAGUGGAAAAUCAUCCUGAACCACAGAUCAAUGCACGCAAUUUUUAUUCACAUUUGGAUUUUAUGACAUUUAAAUGGGCACAAUCGCUCAGUCAACAAGACAAAUGUGUGGUUUUCUUUGUGAUUUUUUCCGCAACAGUUCUCAUCUUAGCACACAUAUGUGGUGUUUUGACCAAUAAACCGUCGUAUAUCGUUCCAUAUUUUUUAAUCAAAGUAUUCAAUGUCAUCGUAUCCAUUCUGUCGAUGUUAGGUUUCUAUGCAUACUUACCUGACAUCACAAUUUGGCUUCGAAUGCAACCUGAGUUUCCUUUCAAGCACUACCUGCUCGAACUCGACGGUCAAACUCUUCAACUGGUCGUAUUCACUCUUCUUUUAUUCAUUAUUCUCGCUAAACUCUACAUCGCUGCUAUCGUCUGGUAUUGUUAUGGAUAUAUAACAGCAUUGAACAUGGCACGCGCUAUCGGCACCAUCACUGCUCAUGCAGACAGUCCACAACCAAUUCUGGGUGGAAUGUAUUCACCACCUAAAUAUGAAGAAGCAAUUAAAGCGAAUCCGCAACAAGAAGAAGAUUAUGCACCGCCUCCGUAUACACCCUUACUCUCAUCUUAA
Messenger RNA from Adineta ricciae, 867 nucleotides. The record is from the annotation of a GenBank genome assembly. NCBI's taxonomy places the organism in Eukaryota, Metazoa, Rotifera, Eurotatoria, Adinetida, Adinetidae.